CGCGCGACACUCGAAGAGGUAAUCCUGCACCGAUCGUCGCGUGACUGUGGAGAGUUCUUGGUUGAGUGAAAGUUUCGCCGAGGAAGGCUUCCUCGAGAGGGCAGGAACACUUGGUCACCAGUUCCUCGGUCCAACGUUUCUCGACAGGUUCAUUCAGCCGCCGACAAAUUCCCGUUUUUUAAAUAAUGAACGCGCCUCUUUCGACCAGUGAAGUGCACCACGGUUUGCCGAAUUGACACGUCAGUUUCUGGAUGACAAGUUGACAAGAUCGAAGAAGUGAAGCGCGAAACGUACCAAAACCUGAUAAGAAAUAUCGCUCAACCAUCACCCUCACCUAUCCCUCGAACCGCCAGUCAUGGACACCGACGAAUUUCGGGAGUUUGGUAAAGCAGCGGUUGACUAUCUCGCCGACUACACGGAUACCCUUAGGGAACGUCCGGUUAUCCCCAACGUGGAACCGGGAUAUCUGGGUCGCUUGAUUCCCGACGAGGCACCGGAGAAGCCAGAAUCGUGGCAAGAAGUCCUGGGAGACGUCGAGCGCGUCAUCAUGCCAGGUAUGACACAUUGGAACUCGCCCCAAUUUCACGGCUACUUCCCGUCGGCGGUCUCGUAUCCUUCUGUCGUAGCAGAAAUGCUUAGUGCCGGAAUAGGCUGCUUAGGAUUUUCCUGGAUGACUUCUCCGGUGUGCACGGAGCUGGAAGUGACCAUGAUGAACUGGCUCGGAAAGAUGUUGGGCCUGCCCGAACAAUUUCUGAACUGCACAAAGGGUCCAGGUGGUGGUGUAAUUCAGUCCUCGGCAAGUGUUGCCACUUUUGUCGGUCUUUUGGCAGCCAAAGAACGAACCACGCGUCGUAUGAUGAAACUCCAUCCGGAUUGGAGCGAAGCAGACAUCAAAGCCAAGCUAAUCGCUUACACUUCCGAUCAGGCCAACUCGUCCGUUGAGAAGGCCGGACUCUUGGGUUCAAUGCCAAUGAGACAUUUGCCAUCGGACGAGCAUUGCCGUCUACGAGGAUCCACCCUCCUAGAAGCAAUCGAAAAGGACGAAAGGGAGGGUCUGAUACCUUGUUACGUCGUUGCCACUCUCGGGACCACCGGCACUUGUGCUCACGACUGCUUGGAAGAGCUCGGACCGAUUUGCAACGACAAAAAUGUUUGGCUUCACGUUGACGCCGCCUACGCAGGCGCUGCUUUCGUAUGCCCUGAAUUCAGGCAUCUGAUGUCGGGUGUCGAAUUUGCCGAUUCUUUUGACUUCAAUCCGCACAAGUGGUUGCUGGUCAACUUCGACUGCUCAGCAAUGUGGGUGAAGGACUCCAGAUACUUAGUGGAGGCCUUCAACGUUGACAGAAUCUAUCUUGCACACGAGAAAGAAGGACAACAGCCUGACUACAGACACUGGCAAAUUCCCCUGGGUCGCAGAUUUCGCGCUCUUAAGCUCUGGUUCGUGAUGAGAAUGUACGGGGUUCAGGGUCUGCAAAACUAUAUCCGUCACACUGUAAAUCUCGCAAAGCAAUUCGAGGGAUACAUUAGGAACGACGAUCGUUUUGAAAUAGUAACCGAAGUUACAAUGGCUCUGGUUUGCUUCCGAAUGAAGGGAGACAAUUCAAACACCCGCGAACUUCUGGAUAAGCUAUUAGCGCGCAGGAAGAUUUACGUGAUCGCGGCAACUUACAGAGAGAAACUGUUCAUCCGUUUCGUGGUGUGCAGUAGUCUCUGUGAGGCCAGAGACAUGGAAUUUGCUUGGAAAGAAGUCAGCGAACGGGCGACCGAGAUAUUAAAUCCGGUUCCGCAGCAAGACGUCGCCGUAAUGAGUGCGAUCGAAUCCAGCAAGGAACCUGCCACGAACAUCGCCACAAUGAUUAAGGACUUGAAGAUAGAGCACGGCCUGAAGGAAAAAGCACCGAAGAUCUCUUGAACUCGUCGCGAAUCACAAAAUACUGAUGUUUCUUCUAUUAUUAUCAAGUAUUUUUUAGUUUUUUUUUUAAUUUUUAAAAUAGGGGUUCAGUGUCGGUUGACUAUCGUCCAGAUCAUACUAUUUUCCUUUUCUAGACAGGUAUUAAACCACGACUUGUCAGUCGCAAACUAGGCAAUUACACAGCGAGGUGCACACAUUACUGCAAUCAGCUGCACAGAUCCGCAGAAUUAUCUACGUUACCAUCUUCGUUCGUAACUCUAUGGAAUUCCACUGAUACAGAAUCUCCAAGUAUCGUUGAUUAAUUUAUUGUGAAAGUUUUUUUUUUUUUUUUAACAAGUUAAUAGAAUUGUUACCAAAGAUUUGCCUUGUAUUUUCUCCCCAACUCCAAACUAUAUUCCUAGCUGAGAUAUUCUUUAUCAAUUCUCGUUAUAUUUUCUCACUCAAAUUAAUGGUCGUACGUUUUUAUAGUUUUCGUUAUACAACGGUCACCGUGCCGAGAUAUGCAAAGGUUAAAAAACCUUUAAUUUACGGUUAAAAGUGAAGAAGAUGAGUGUAAUUAUUUUAUUACUCUGAUUGUAGAUUAUAGAUUUAAUAUAAAUAAUUGUUAUUAGCGUUAAAUUGCAUACGGAUCACUUAUAAAAAUAUUUUUAUACAUAAUGUAUUUACGGAAACAGCACAAUUCUAUAAACCGAACAUCAUUGAAGUUUAACUCAGAAUAAGAAGUUCAUUAUUACCGGCUGGUUUUAAUCAGAACUCUGUCAUCUCAUCAACCUUACAAUAAUUCUUCAGUCCACGACUAACUUUCCGUUAAUCUGGAAACA
This is a messenger RNA of Neodiprion fabricii, 2733 nucleotides long. Its product is annotated as aromatic-L-amino-acid decarboxylase-like. Gene Ontology annotation, biological process: catecholamine metabolic process; amino acid metabolic process. Bases 356 to 1912 code for a protein of 518 amino acids. The record is from RefSeq and is a predicted model, not a curated record. Gene Ontology annotation, molecular function: aromatic-L-amino-acid decarboxylase activity; pyridoxal phosphate binding. NCBI's taxonomy places the organism in Eukaryota, Metazoa, Arthropoda, Insecta, Hymenoptera, Diprionidae. The transcript is spliced from 8 exons.